AUGGCUCGGGCGCCGCUUUCCGCCCUGCUCGCUGCCUUGCUCCUGCCCUGGCUGCUGGGGGGCCAGGCGCUGCCCGCAUCGCGGGGGACCCGCCGGCACAAACCCCUGGAUGGGGCUCGGAAACACCACGCCUGGAAGGAGCAGAAUCCCUGGAUUUCCUCCUCAGUUAAUACCAUGGAGACUGGAGUCCCCAUGAAGGGCUUCUCCAGGGGCACAGACGGGCCGGCAGCAAGCUGGAACCCACCCCGCUGCGGCGUGCCAGACCUACCCACCCUGCCAGACGGCCAGAAUGGGCGGAACCGGCAGAAGCGGUUCGUCCUGUCGGGAGGACGCUGGGAGAAGACGGACCUCACCUACAAAAUUAUAAGAUUCCCGUGGCAACUUGUGAACACUAAAGUGAGAUGGACCAUUGCGGAAGCCUUGAAAGUCUGGAGUGACGUGACACCAUUAACCUUUACCGAAGUGCACGAGGGCCGAGCCGACAUAGUUAUUGAUUUCACAAGGUACUGGCAUGGCGAUAACCUGCCCUUUGACGGGCCUGGAGGCAUCCUGGCGCAUGCAUUCUUCCCCAAGACCCACCGCGAGGGAGAUGUCCAUUUUGACUACGAUGAGACCUGGACCAUUGGGAACAACUUAGGGACUGACCUACUGCAAGUGGCUGCUCAUGAAUUUGGUCACGUCCUGGGCCUACAGCACACUGCUGUCUCCAAGUCACUGAUGUCUCCCUUCUACAUCUUCCGCUACCCGCUGAGCCUAAGUGAGGAUGACAAACAAGGCAUCCAGUACCUCUAUGGGAAACCAAAGACCGAUCCGGUGCCAACCCCGACACAGGAGGCAGAGCCAAACCCACCAGACAUCGAAACAAACGAGAUCACCAGCGUGGGGUCUGUGCAGCCUGACGCCUGUGACACGGAUUUUGACGCCGUUUCCACCAUCCGGGGGGAGCUGUUCUUUUUCAAGUCGCACUACGUGUGGCGGCUCAGGAAUGGGAAGCUGCAGGCCGGCUACCCAGCCCUGGCCUCUCGCCAUUGGCAGGGAAUUCCAAGCUCCAUCGACGCGGCCUUUGAGGACUCCCUAGGAAAUAUCUGGUUUUUCCAAGGCUCUCAGUACUGGAUUUAUGAUGGCGAGAGACGCGUGUCUGGCCCUGCUUCUAUCUCGGAGCUGGGCCUAUCUGCUUCUCCUGUCCAGGCAGCUUUGAUGUGGGGGACAGAGAAGAACAAGAUUUACUUCUUCAAGGGAGGCAGUUACUGGCGCUUCAACCCUAGCACCCGCCAGGUGGAGACCAUCUACCCCCGCAGGAUGGCCGACUGGCGUGGCAUCCCUCAGGAGAUUGAUGCUGCUUUCCAGGAUGAGUUUGGUUUUGCCUAUUUCUUGAGAGGCCGGCUUUACUGGAAGUUCGACCCAGUGCAGGUGAAAGUGCUAGAGGGUUACCCACGCCAGAUCAGCCAUGACUUCUUCAGCUGUGCACCCUCCUCCAAUUUCUUCAGAUGA
Messenger RNA from Emys orbicularis (European pond turtle), 1491 nucleotides. RefSeq names its product matrix metallopeptidase 11 (gene MMP11). Gene Ontology annotation, molecular function: metalloendopeptidase activity; zinc ion binding. NCBI's taxonomy places the organism in Eukaryota, Metazoa, Chordata, Testudines, Emydidae. The record is from RefSeq and is a predicted model, not a curated record. Gene Ontology annotation, biological process: proteolysis; extracellular matrix organization; collagen catabolic process. The coding region runs from base 1 to 1491 and encodes 496 amino acids. Gene Ontology annotation, cellular component: extracellular matrix. The transcript is spliced from 8 exons.